AUGGAUUAUCUGUUCUGGAGGAAAAAUAGUAUCAUGGAGCCAGAGCAAGAUAGGGAUCCUUAUCCCUGGAUAAUAUGGUUCAUUUGGAAAGCUAGAAAUGAAAAACUCUUCAGAGGAAUAGAUAGAGAUCCUCUGGAACUGUUUAGACAUGCUGAGAGUGAAUGCCAUGCAUGGUUUGAGGCUAACGAAGUGGCACAAGCUGUGACACAUGACACUAUGAAUGAGGAACCCCAAGCCGCAUGUUUGGGAAAUAUUUGUCUAUUAGAUGGAUCUUGGACUCUUUCAGCUAACUUCAGUGGAUGUGGAUGGACAUGGAGAGAUAGCUCUGGGAAUAUUCAGCUUAUGGGGACAAAAAACUUCCCUCGACGGGAAUCGGCCUUGCAUUCGGAGGUAGAAGCACUGCGGUGGGCGCUGCGGUGGGCGAUGGAGAACUCGACCUGCCAGAGCUUUGGGACAGACUGUAAGGAACUGAUUGCUAUGGUUAAGGAUCCCCAGGCGUGGCCAAGCUUUGCGACGGAAUUGGAGAGAAUAGAGACGCUACAAAUCUGCUUCCCGGACUUCAACAUCACUUACGUUCCACGGGCGUAG
Messenger RNA from Brassica oleracea var. oleracea, 588 nucleotides. RefSeq lists its product as uncharacterized. Gene Ontology annotation, molecular function: nucleic acid binding; RNA-DNA hybrid ribonuclease activity. Bases 1 to 588 code for a protein of 195 amino acids. The record is from RefSeq and is a predicted model, not a curated record. Lineage: Eukaryota; Viridiplantae; Streptophyta; Magnoliopsida; Brassicales; Brassicaceae. The transcript has a single exon.